AUGACUAGCGGUGUUGAGGCCGAAGUACAAGAACAGCUUAACUGGAUGCAAUCCCUUUUAAGUACACCAUCUACUAAUGAUGCAGCAAGCGCAUCAAAGAAUAAGUAUCAAAGUCAGAUCGAUGAUCUUCUCUCAUCUAUUGAUUGCCCUGCGCAGCCAAAGUCUCGGUCAUUCCAAGACUCAUAUACUGACUUAGAAAUUGAGCCACGUCCAUCCUACGAGCCUUCAUUCUUGACUGGAGCAGUUCCUCCUCCAAAGGAAGUGCAAUAUCGUAUUUCAGAUCCUGUUGACAGUGACUAUGAUAGUGACUGCGAAGAGUACUAUGUUGAAGAUGCAGAAGAAAUUCGUGGUCAAGAGAUUCCAUCAUGGGCACGUGCAGCAAAUCUUAUUCAGGAAUUAGAAAAGCAGAAGGGCGUUGACCCAGACAAGAUCUUUGUUGGAUUUGAUACAUCUUGCGAUCUGAAUGCAAUGUUCGAAAAGAAGAAGAAGACCUUCAAGGUCAGAGGCGACAGUGGUUGGUGGGCUGCCGAUACUGUCACACCAGAUGAGGAAGCUAAAUAUAAGAAAGCUCUCGGACUUGUCUAA
Messenger RNA from Trichomonas vaginalis G3, 585 nucleotides. Its product is annotated as inner centromere protein, ARK binding region-containing protein. Lineage: Eukaryota; Parabasalia; Trichomonadida; Trichomonadidae. The coding region runs from base 1 to 585 and encodes 194 amino acids. The transcript has a single exon. The record is from RefSeq and is a predicted model, not a curated record.